ACAGGCGCGUGGUUAUAGUGCUCAAAUAAUUUGACAUGAGCCGCUGAUCCCAAAUUGAAUGUUAUAGUAUAGUUUUGUUUUUAUCACAGCUAAAAAACACUUGAUUUGAAAAGUAUGAGUACGAGGAAGGGAAACAAUUCUAAAAGAGCCCAAAAGUUCCAGAACACAUCAGCUUUCAAGAAUAAUCUCCACGAUAGUACCUUAAAACAAAAACAAAUUAACGGAUUUACCAUAUCUGGAGUCUGCGCUAGAUGUCAAGAAACCAUAGACUGGAAGAGAAAAUACAAAAAAUACAAGCCGCUCACAGCCCCUAAAACAUGUGUCAAGUGUAAACAGAAAACUAUCAAACAUGCCUACCACACACUGUGUACGCCAUGUGCACAGGCUGCAGGUGUUUGUGAGAAAUGUGGGAAAAAUGAAGAAGUAGUAACAAAACCAGGGAUAUCUGCUGAGGAGCAAGCAGCCCAAGAUGCCAAACUCCAACAGGAACUAAGGACAUUGAGUGAAAGGCAGAGAAGGACGUUUUUUAGACACCUGGAAAAAGGAGAAGGGAGCGGUGGAGCUUCUGUUAGCAGUACACAAGAUGAUGACAGUGAUGACGAUAUGAUGGAAGAUCAUGACCAACUUAAUGAUGAAUGUGAAAGCUGACAGAUCUGUAAUUCAGUUAUUCAGCAAUCAGUAUUCAUUCUAGGCCCUUCGCUAGUAUAAAGUAAUCCUUGGGGGGGAUUGGGUACGCAGUACGCAGCGGCUUUGUCUCCUAUUAUCUUUGUUCUACAAAGAAGUUCUUUUGUCUCUAUUCUUCUCGUUCUUUGUGUCGAGGUGCGGAUAUUGUUCAUUUGCCCAAUCAAAUUGCAGCUUCUAAGAGCUGCGUACUGACCCAUUUCGAAAGGGGGGGGGGGAGGUACCUGGUUUUGACAUAGAGUGCAGAUAAAAAUGAUACAAAUAGUUUAAAAAUAUAUAUAUAUAACAUA
This is a messenger RNA of Nematostella vectensis (starlet sea anemone), 971 nucleotides long. RefSeq lists its product as uncharacterized. NCBI's taxonomy places the organism in Eukaryota, Metazoa, Cnidaria, Anthozoa, Actiniaria, Edwardsiidae. The coding region runs from base 115 to 648 and encodes 177 amino acids. The record is from RefSeq and is a predicted model, not a curated record. The transcript has 4 exons.